Molecule: messenger RNA, 1398 nt
Organism: Aspergillus sclerotioniger CBS 115572
Lineage: Eukaryota; Fungi; Ascomycota; Eurotiomycetes; Eurotiales; Aspergillaceae
Product: DUF409 domain protein
Exons: 3
Coding region: 1-1398 (465 amino acids)
Biological process (GO): GPI anchor biosynthetic process
Cellular component (GO): endoplasmic reticulum membrane; mannosyltransferase complex
Molecular function (GO): alpha-1,6-mannosyltransferase activity; GPI mannosyltransferase activity
Source: RefSeq, a predicted model, not a curated record
AUGAGCUCCUUGUCGAACCGGCCAGGGCUCCUGAACCCGCGCCAGCCUGUCAAGGCGUUAACGGUAGCGUUCUGCCUAUGGAAGGCUCUAGUAUACCUGGUCAUCAUCAGUUGCCCUGGCCUUGGCUACGACACUUCCACAAGCCAUCUUUACCAUACCAACGGUCGCUCUGAUGUCAUAUCAUCGGAGGACCUCACUUAUGCCCACCUUCCUAUCCCACUGAAGUUCGUCAGGUGGGAUUCCAUCUACUUCCUACACAUUGCAGAAAACGGCUAUGUCUUCGAGCAAGAAUGGGCGUUCGGCUACGGGUAUACUCGAGUCCUGGCCUUCAUUGCCACUGCACUAGAUCGAUUAAUAGGUCCCAGUGGAGUGGCCAGGACUGCAGUGGUGGCCAUUGCUUUUUCUCAUCUUGCCCAUUAUCUCUCAGUCUUGGCCCUAUAUAGACUCUCCGUCAACGUAUUCGGGCGUGACACAGCCACCCAAAGACUAAUCUGCUUCCUUUCUGCAGCACUACACAUCAUCUGCCCCGCAGGAGCCUUUCUUUCUGCGCCCUAUGGGGAGUCUUUAUUUUCCUUGCUCAACAUCACCGGGUUCUAUGUCUACUCGUCCUCGUUCCUCGACAAUAAAGCCGGCAAGCGCCUAUCAGGGGAUGCGAAGCUGCUCCUAGCUGCCGUACUGUUCUCGGCUGCUACAACGGUUCGCAGUAAUGGAAUAUUAAGCGGCAUUUUAUAUGCCUAUGAUGCUCUUUUGCAGCUUCGUCGGGUUUUGUGCCAGAGGUUAUCAGUGGGUGCUUGUGCCCAUCUCUGCGUGAUAAUCGUGAGUGGCUGUGUUAUUGCCCUCGGGCUUGUCAUGCCCCAAGCCGUAGCCUAUACGGCUUACUGUGUGGAUGAUGACAUUGCACGUCCGUGGUGUCGAUGGCUAGUCCCCAGUAUAUAUGGUUGGGUUCAAGGGCAUUACUGGAACGUAGGAUUCCUUCGGUAUUGGACCGUAUCCAACAUACCACUUUUUGUGCUGGCAAUGCCCAUGCUGGCCAUCCUCUGCCGGUCUUCACUAUGGGCAUUAGAUGUGGCAGUGCCCUUUAUCUUCCCGGGAGCCUUAAGUGGAGUUGACCAAGCGUCGUCGUCAGCCACGACUGCCUCCCUUCUUCUCCGACUGGCUGUUCCUCAGGGACUCCUUGCGGUGCUGGCCCUGACGAGUUACCAUGUGCAGAUAAUUAACAGGAUCUCCUCGGGCUACCCGUUGUGGUAUUGGUACCUCGUAUAUUUAGUGUCGGGCAACUGGGGGCAGUCCCGACCCUCCCUGCAAGACAGCCGGGGCUUUGCUGUGGCGGUGCGGGGCAUGGUGGCCUAUGCACUGAUCCAGGCUCUUCUCUUCGGUUCCUUCCUGCCACCCGCAUAA